AGCCUCACCAAGAAGAUGAAUUUGAUGAUGUUUUUGAUGUUGAUAUAUUGCCCUCAUUGGAAAGGGAUCAUAUGAUGCCAUUAGAUCAUUUUAAUGCUAAAACCAUACUGCAUGAAGGUCCAAUGGAGAUGGUAUCUAAUGAAGAUGAUAGUUUCAUUAAUGACGAUGAUGUGGAGGAAGCUUCUAUGGUGAUGAUAUAG
Messenger RNA from Ilex paraguariensis (yerba mate), 200 nucleotides. Lineage: Eukaryota; Viridiplantae; Streptophyta; Magnoliopsida; Aquifoliales; Aquifoliaceae. The record is from the annotation of a GenBank genome assembly.